AUGGUAUCAUACAUUAAAGGACCAGUUUUAAAAGCAUUAGCACAUUUUGGCAAAGUAAACCCACCAUUAGUAAGAGCAUAUGUACCAGAUUUAAUGAUUUGGGGUGGUUCUGCAUUAGCUAUUGUUGCUACUUUUACUGAAGGUUGGCCAUUAUUUCAACAAACUUUUUAUCAAAAAAUUCCUUAUUUUGGUCAACAUUGGAUUCACAAUCCUGAUCCUGAAGAAGUACCUGUUUAA
Molecule: messenger RNA, 237 nt
Organism: Lodderomyces jiufengensis
Lineage: Eukaryota; Fungi; Ascomycota; Pichiomycetes; Serinales; Debaryomycetaceae
Product: ubiquinol--cytochrome-c reductase subunit 10
Exons: 2
Coding region: 1-237 (78 amino acids)
Biological process (GO): mitochondrial electron transport, ubiquinol to cytochrome c
Source: RefSeq, a predicted model, not a curated record